AGUACCAACUCAUCCUUAUUUCAUCCACUUUCCAUCAUCACAUCUUCUUACUUUUUCAGAGAAAUGGGGGUCACACUUUUUUUCAAAAACUGUACCUUCAUACUCUCAAUUCUUAUUUUACUUUGUUGUUUUUUCUUGAAAUGUAUCAUGGCUAGUGUUUAUGCUGUUGGUGAUGAAGAUCAAUGGAGUAGCCAAACAAAUUAUGCUACAUGGGCAGACAAACACAACUUUAGCCUUGGAGAUGUUCUUGUUUUCAAGUAUGUGAAGGGGCAACAUAAUGUGUAUGAAGUGAGAGAGAAUACUUUUAGAUCAUGUGAAACAAGUAGUGGAGUAUUGGCCAAGUAUGAGAGUGGAGAAGAUCAAGUGGUUCUCAAUAAGGUGAAGAAAUAUUGGUUCAUUUGUAAUAUAGUAGGACAUUGUCUUGGAGGAAUGAGGUUUGGAAUUGAAGUGAAAGAAGAUAGCAACAAUGUAAUUAGUUCCAUGGAUGGUGGAUUAAAUCAAAAUAUUCAACCAACUCCAUUGGAGAAUUCUUGUAUUUCUCAAAGAUGGAGCGUGGUUGAGAAGUUCUUUCCUUUUGGAAUUGGAUUAUUAUUGUUCAAUUUGUAUUUUUGAUUAAGACUUUGGUUAGGUAUGUGGACUUGUUGUUUUAUAUUUAUUUUUGUAUAUUGUGAUUUU
Molecule: messenger RNA, 675 nt
Organism: Lathyrus oleraceus (garden pea)
Lineage: Eukaryota; Viridiplantae; Streptophyta; Magnoliopsida; Fabales; Fabaceae
Product: basic blue protein
Exons: 2
Coding region: 64-612 (182 amino acids)
Cellular component (GO): plasma membrane
Molecular function (GO): electron transfer activity
Source: RefSeq, a predicted model, not a curated record